Pogoniulus pusillus (Red-fronted tinkerbird) is the source of this 1583-nucleotide messenger RNA. RefSeq names its product fibronectin type III domain containing 9 (gene FNDC9). The record is from RefSeq and is a predicted model, not a curated record. The transcript is spliced from 2 exons. Gene Ontology annotation, molecular function: protein binding. NCBI's taxonomy places the organism in Eukaryota, Metazoa, Chordata, Aves, Piciformes, Lybiidae. The coding region runs from base 140 to 802 and encodes 220 amino acids.
UGUGAGAGGAAGGGAUUUAGCAGAGGCGAGAGGGAGGUGAGCAGAGGCAGGAGGGAAGAGGGGAAGGAACUGCCUGCCUGCGCCCCCACUGCUCACCAGCACCGACAGGCCACCGCGGACCUGCCUGGGGAGGGGCAGGAUGGACAUCGAGGUACACAACAUCACUUACACCAGUGCCACCGUCUCCUGGGCCAUGAACAACCCCUGUCCAGAGAACUACUAUCAUGUCAUGUACCGCCCCAACUGGAACAGCGUCUUUGCCGGCUACCUGCGCCAAAACUUCCACCGCGAGGAGAGAGUUCCUCACCCUCUCAGCUCCCUUGUCCUCCACCAGCUCACACCAUCCACCAUCUAUGUUCUCUGCAUCAUGUGCAAGAAUUCCUACCCUUCCAGCAACCACUGCACCACCUUCCACACUCUGGACAAGACCCCCCUGGUUUUUGGUGGCUCUAAGCACGAACCGACCCCUUCCAUGUGGAUGGUGAGCAGCCUGCUGCUCCUCUGCUUCAUUGCUCUCCUGGCCUACGGCUGCCUGCAGUUCUGGUCAGCACGGUGCCACUGGGCUGCAAGGCUGAAGCAUCCCGACACCAGCCAUGAAGAAAUGGGUGAAGGGAGCAGCUCACCGGAGGGGCCAAUGAAUGAUGGACUGAGAGAAGAGCUUCUGGAAGUCCCCAUGACCACUGUGCUAAUGAGGAGCUCCAGUUUUAAGAGGGAGAGUCCAUAUAGCUCCCCUGACUGCUUUUUUUCCUAUAAAACCAAUGAUGACAAAAGAGCCAUCCUGCCACAGCACAGCCUUCAGUGAGAGCGAAAUAAAAGCACACCCUGCUUGGAGGUUUGGUUUGUGCUGCUUUUUUCCUAACUCUUGCCAACAGGACUGUCUGUGUGCUCACGGAGGCUGUUUGUCCCAGAACAGGUAGCAGGGACAUUGGUUGUAGAGAAAAGGAAUUUUAUCAAGUGGCCAAAAACACUCUCAUUUGCUGAGGUAUUGUAAAAGGAAACCAAGUCAGGUCCCUGGGAACAGCUAGGCUGGGUUGACUGCAGUGUCACCAGCUAAUCUGCAUCAGUGCUGUAGCUUUACUCCAGAGUCAUCAGUCAACGCCUACAAAAGAUGAACUCCAGUCAAGUAGUUUCACACUUCAGUGAUUCUCAUUAGCAUCACAGCCCAAGCCCUCUUAAUGCCUGUGUACAGAGGCAUCAUGGCCCAACAAAAGAGCUUCUUCUCUGUAGUAAGUACUCUGUAUUUGCACACACGAGUAUGUUUGGAAUUCCCACUUUGAACUACAAAUGAGACUCCUGAAGUGGUACCUUCCUUGAGAGUCAGCUCUGCUUUGCUCUCUCUGAGAAUUUAGAAGGAUUUGCCUUGGUGUCAGGGCCAACAGCAAGCAGAGAGUGGUGUCAGCAUCUCCUCACACAGGCAUGUUAUGGAGUAGAAUAUGGGAAAACAAAAAAAGCACACUGAAUCUGCUCCUUGCAUGGCUUUUCAGUUUCAGACAGCAGGGUGACCCUGUACAUUUGCACCUGCCAUCUGUUAAUGUCCUAAUUCUUGCAUUUCUUUCUUCCUAAAUAAACACUUCCAACACCCA